Molecule: messenger RNA, 2862 nt
Organism: Drosophila yakuba
Lineage: Eukaryota; Metazoa; Arthropoda; Insecta; Diptera; Drosophilidae
Exons: 4
Coding region: 985-2679 (564 amino acids)
Source: RefSeq, a predicted model, not a curated record
AACCCCUUGGGCUGCCCUCGCUCGACUGAUUGCCUGCAUUUAAUCAAAUUAAUUAAUGGCACAUUUCACAUUCAUCAUUUGCCCGGUUGCAUAUUUUCCCAUUCUUCGAUGCAGCAAAAAGCCAGUGCGCCGCUUCGGGCUUCUCUGGCUGGAGCCACGCCCACAUUUUCCCAUUUUCCCGCCCUUCGCUCGCGAUUGAGAUUGAAAUUGCACGGCAGUCUCCGCUUUUCACACACCACACCGCUUUUUGUUGCGAAAUUGUUGUGUUCGGUGGCAUUCUUUUUUGUUUUGUUUUUUUUUUUGGCACAAAUCAACGAACUGCAAAAUUCAAUUGAAAAUCGCUGAAUGCAAGUUAAUCAGUUCGCUUGGCUACGCUAAUUAUGUGGCCAAUAUAUGUGUGUGUAGAGGUGGGCGGACUGAUAUAUUUACAAAUAUUCUCGGCUGCGAGGAGCGUGUGUGCGGAUAUCUGGGUAACGUAACCAAAUUAUUCGGUUGUCGAAUGGUCUGCAAUUUAAAUUGCACCAAAUUGAUGGCAUUGGUUGUCCUUGCAAAUUGAUAAACAAACAAUAAAUUGAACAUCGAACCUCGUUGAAGUAUAUUCCAAGCGAAUCCAAUGCAUUGAUAAAUUGGGCAUGUAGUCAGAAUUGUACCUUUGGAAAUAUAUCUACUAGGAUGGAUAACCCAUCUAAAUCUGAGUGUUCCGAUUUAUCCGAUACAUUGCAAUUCCACACAAUACUGCCCUUAUUGUUGCCAAACAAUUGGCAGCUCUGCUAGGGCAAUUUGUUAUUCGGUUUAAGUUAUUAGAAACCAUUUAUUGUCCAUUAAUUUGUUUCCAAUCAUUGCCGCCAUGAAUCAUGAAACAGUUUGGGAAUAUUUAUAUAAAUCUUAGUGAGCCCGGCUUAAUUUAUCGCCAAACAUUUCUGUACAAACACAAGCUCUGUAAAGUAAAUGCAUAUAUUUAAGAAGUAAAGUAGCAACACAAACAUGGAGAAGAGCACACAGAAGAUCAACAAUGAGGACCGGCAGAAUUUCGUGGCCACUCGCAUGAGUAUGCCGCUUUUUAUGGCGUCCCGUAAUCGUAUUAGAAAGGAAAAUUUGCCGCGACUGGAGAAGCAAUUUAAGUUGGCUGGCCAGCAUUAUAAUGUGGCUUGCCAGAAGGAAAACCGACGAGAGGCCUUCAGCAAGGCCACUUUUGAUCACUACCGCCACAUUAUGGGCUUCGACAAGACGCCAAAGAAUCCGUAUCCGGAACGGCGACCGCUCCACAUUGAUCGCAACAUGACCAAAUGGAGGGGCUGGCAACUGCCCCCCAAUCAUUACGGAGUGCCCCCGGAACCGUACCUCCGACUGAAGGGCACCAAGGGCUCCGUCUUCGCCAAGCCGCACACGAACCACAGUCGAGUGUCCAUCAAGCCACCGCCAUACCACUUUUACGAACUUCCGGCGGAAAUUGAGAGGCUCUUCAAGCGCCCCAACUUGCAAAAGGGCAUCUUCCUUUCAAAUGCCCGCGAUCGUCGACCCACUACGCAUGCGAUGAUCUCCAAUCUGUCUGGCUGUUGGCGCAAUCCCAAGGAUGCCGGUCCCUGCGACACCCAUACAAACGUCUUUGAGCUGGCCGCAAAUGCCGUUCCCGUCACCAAGGCACCACGCCCCAAUCCGCACCUGUUCCUGCGCCUCUCCUGCGUGCCCACCAAGCCCAGUCGCUUGAUCCGGCGCCACAUCAGCAUGGAGCCGGCACCGGGUCGUUACUGCACCAGCUAUCCGAAUGUGUGUCCUUGUCCGGCGGGCAAGACCAGUGUGCCGGGACUGCAGCUGAUGAUCGAUGACCAGAAGCGCCUGAAGUUCCGGCGCCAGCCAUUUGAGAGGAUCAGCCGAAAGCGACUCUGUGAGCCGGAUUGGCGCCACGUCGAGGGACAGGGCCACCGGCAUCUCUUCCAGAUGGGGCGCAAGGAUAGGCCAAAGCCCACCAAGAAACCAACUUCCUCCAAAAAGCAGGGCAAGCCGAUCACCAUGUACGCCGAUUCCAAGUACAUUAACAUGCUGUGCCAGCCGCAGCGACAUCCCAUCUCCAUACGAACGUAUCCGGUUCCUCCGUACGUGCCCAAGAUCACCUACAACUGUGCGGCCAAGCGCGUGAUCCGUAAGCAGUUGAAGAACAACAAGAAGAUCGCCUUCAAUAGUGGCCAGGAGCGGUGGAAGGAUGGCGAACGACCGAUGCAGCUGACCGCCCGCCAACUGGAGGCCAUCAAGCAGAAGCUUCCGCCGGAGCGGCGACUGAUGGACUACCCCAUUGAGCUGCCCGAGGUGAUACCCAGUCGUCUGACCCAGGUGCCCGAUCACCAGAGGGUCACCUAUAUGCCCAAGUUGCGCAAGCGCCUGUUCAAGUUCCUGCCGAUUCCCGGUGCCCGGGUCCUGGUUACCGACAGCGAUAUACGGCCGGACAUUGUCUUCGAUCCGGAGCACCCAACCGGACUGUACCGGCGUAAGAUCGACGAGACCACAUUCUACAAGGACUCCGUGUUGCGGGCAAUGGAGAACCAGGAGGAUUUAGAUGCCAGCGGCUUGAACGAUUCGCCAUCGCAGUCGCAGUUGGAGUCGCCGCAUCAGUCCAUAAGCCGGAACAAUGAUGCCUCUGCGAACCCGACGGAACGCGCUUCCCAGAUAUCGGUUCAUGAAUAAUGUGGCCAGGGGGCUCUGCUCCACGUUUGUUCCAGUUUCGAAUCCUUUUCGUUUUUGAUUUAUGAUCCACGCCCCAGUGAAUUCACGUGGCCACAUGCAGCUAAGGCAAGUGCUAAGUGAUGGCCGAAGAAAAAUAAGCUAAAAAGCCCUAAAUAAAGAUGGCAAAAUUAUUCACUUGGAAAA